AUGGCGGACGACGACGGCAACACCUCCUCUCUGGGCGGGCUGUGGAAGAACUUUCGCGAGAACUCCUCCGCGCACGGCAUCCCCCGGACCAGCACGGCUACAUCCAUGGUCCGCCGGGUGAUGUGGUCGCUGUUGUUCCUCGGGGCCUGUGCGUACUUCAUCUUCCAGUUCCACGGCCUGAUGGUGAAGUACUUCAGCUACCCGGUGGUCACGAACGUGGAGAUCCUGUUCGAACCCGAGGUGACGUUUCCUGCCGUUGCCGUCUGUAACCUCAACGCCGUCAGACGCUCCAAACUCAACCUCUCCAGAUCUGAAUCUGAAGACGUCGUCGCGCCGGACACCAGACCCUGGGACCACUGCUACGGAUCAGGAUACGACCGGCACUGCAACAGAAACCAGGGGUUCGCGGAGUACUGCACCAGAGCAGACUACACUGCCGUCGAACACUAUGAUGGGGACUGCUCCGACAACACACAGUAG
Branchiostoma belcheri (Belcher's lancelet) is the source of this 480-nucleotide messenger RNA. Its product is annotated as degenerin-like protein asic-2. Lineage: Eukaryota; Metazoa; Chordata; Leptocardii; Amphioxiformes; Branchiostomatidae. The record is from RefSeq and is a predicted model, not a curated record. Gene Ontology annotation, molecular function: ligand-gated sodium channel activity. The transcript is spliced from 3 exons. Gene Ontology annotation, cellular component: membrane. The coding region runs from base 1 to 480 and encodes 159 amino acids. Gene Ontology annotation, biological process: sodium ion transmembrane transport.